This is a messenger RNA of Melanotaenia boesemani (Boeseman's rainbowfish), 1917 nucleotides long. RefSeq names its product Cbp/p300-interacting transactivator, with Glu/Asp-rich carboxy-terminal domain, 4b (gene cited4b). Bases 221 to 1006 code for a protein of 261 amino acids. The transcript is spliced from 2 exons. Gene Ontology annotation, biological process: regulation of DNA-templated transcription. The record is from RefSeq and is a predicted model, not a curated record. Gene Ontology annotation, cellular component: nucleus. Lineage: Eukaryota; Metazoa; Chordata; Actinopteri; Atheriniformes; Melanotaeniidae.
UGUACAUAAUCCCUGAGUUGACCCAGAAAAUAGGCAGUCGUUUCAAGAUCUGAUGCGGCAGUCUUUGUGCGCACCGUCCCCGCUUGAGCAUGAAGCGUAACCCAGAGGAAUACACACUGUAAUUCAGAGGAGCUUCGCCUCGCAGAGGAAAACUGGUUUAAAAAGACGGAGCAAGAGCAAAGUCGCGCAACUUUGUAAAAACGAAGCGGAUACGGGAGACAUGGCAGAUCAUCUGAUGAUGCCCAUGAAUCACAACUCAGCAGGCGCCAGUCUCCACAGUUACAGGAUGGGCAUGAAUGGGGGCCUGCAGGCAGGUCACCAGCAGCAUGCCAACCAGCAGGGAAUGCGGGCGCUGCCCAAUGGCCAGAUGAUGCACUAUGGAGGUGCACAGGCCAACAUGGAGACCGCCAUGAGGCAGAGGCAAGGCAUGGUGGGUGGGCCCAUGAAUGGACAGCUGAACGGGGCUCAGAUGGGUCACCAUCAAAUGACCUCUGGUAAUAUGAUGUUUAACGGCCAGCCACAACAGCAGCAACAUCACCCUCAGCAGCAGCAUCACAUGCAUCCACAACAGCACCAGCAGCAGGCCCAGCACCAACAGCACCAACAGCAGCAGCAGCAGCAGCAGCAGCAGCAGCAGCAGCAACAGCAGUUCAUGAAUGGAGGGUUAACAUCCCAGCAGCUUAUGGCCAGCAUGCAUCUGCAGAAACUCAACACCCAGUACCACGGACACCCACUGGGUCCAAUGGGUGGGAACCACAUGGGACCCACAACCCAAUACCGCAUGAACCCAGCUCAGCUGGCUAGCAUGCAGCACAUGGCCGGACCCACACUGGCCCUGAAUGGCAUGGAUGCGGAUAUGAUUGAUGAGGAUGUCCUGACGUCGCUGGUCAUGGAAUUGGGCUUGGACCGUGUCCAGGAGUUGCCAGAACUCUUCCUGGGCCAGAAUGAGUUUGAUUUUAUUUCAGACUUUGUUAGCAAACAGCAGCCCAGUACUGUUAGUUGCUGAAAUGACCUUAUUUUUAAAGGGGCACAAAAGGAGAUGAGAGAGAAAUGUCCAGGAUGGAUGAAGAGACCUAAUUUCUUCAGUUUUCAUUUCAUGAGCACAGACCUGUACAACUAAACUGAAGACGUGGCGCAGGGUGCACAUUAGAGAACUCCGGGUAUCUACAGCGAACACACAAUGUUUGAGUCUCAUGUGUUUGCUAGUGGCCCGAGGCUGGGUGGCUUUAAAGCCCAGCUCUUCUUCUCAUAUUUCCUGGACACGAAUGUAAUAAAGAAAUGCUGAAAUUCUUAAAAGCCACUCUGAACAAUUCUAUGACACUAUGUAGCCUCUAAGUCUGGACUCCAUAACAGUUUACCAGUAAAAAGGUGUAUUUAUUUAUUCCUACCUGAGAAAAUUGAUAUAAAGAUCAACCACCUUCUCUGUUUUGGGAUCCAAGUGGUUCCUAUGAUAUUUUUCCUGAGAGUAGGUUUGGGAAAUAUUACAUUAAGUUCUCUGCUCAUGACUAAACCCCCCCUUCCAAUUUUGUUUGGCUUGGUAUUGAAAUAAGCUUAGAUGACGUUGUCGUCUGAAUGAAUUUACAUUUUGUUUUUUUCUUUUUCAAUCAUGAAAUUACAGUGUUGUCUCAUCUGAAUGAGAGUGUCAUCCAGACUUUAAAAAUGGUUCACUUUUGUAAAAGUGCUGCCUUUUUUUUAGAUGUGAUGUUCUCAAAAAAAAAAUUACUGCUUGUACUGUAUGAAGCUGUAUAACUCCAACAUGUCCACACUGUUGUGUCCUAUUGGAGAUGUAGAACCGCCUUAAUCACGCAGAUUUUUAUUUAUUGGUUGUUUAUAUUGUCCCCCUUUUUGUGGUCAAGAUGGGGGGAUGGUCUUUGUGAAAGGGGGUUUUGAGGAUCAAUAAAAAACGGCCUGAAUAGA